ACAACAAAAUCUAGCUGUUGUUUUCUAUUAUUAAUUGUAAUUGAAUUAUUUAAAUACCAAUUAACUGUUUUAAAAAGCAAAUAAUUCGUUAAUUAAGAUUAAAAAUGUCGCGAAAAAGAGAUAUAUCGAGAGAAGAAAUCGCCAAACAAUUCCUGCUGCCCGAACGCCAGUCCAAAAUCGACACGCUCCUGAAGCAAGACGGCCAAGCCUACUGCAUCUGUCGAUCAUCGGACUCCUCCAGGUUCAUGAUAGCCUGCGAUGCCUGCGAAGAAUGGUACCACGGCGACUGCAUAAAGAUCUCCGAAAAGGAGGCGAAGCUCAUCAAGCAGUACUACUGCGUCCGAUGCAAGGACGAGGACCCCACCUUGGUCACCCGAUGGAAGUCGAAGCGCGAGCACGAGGAGUCCCUGUACGCGCCCCCCGACGAUCGCCGGUUCAAGAAGCGCCGCGAGCGCGCCGAGAACAAGACCGACAAGAAAACGAAGAAGUGCGGCGAGUGCAUGGGGUGCUACCGCACGGAGGAUUGCGGAAGGUGCGACGUCUGCACGAGGAAGAACCGGCACGGCUCGUCGAAGAACAAGGAGCGCUGCAAGCAGAGGAUAUGCGUCAACGCUUUGGGCGGGAGUAGAAGGAAGCGAAGGGAGUCGAGUUCGGAUCGCGAUCAAUCGCACAACGAUCACCUGAAGACCGAUUAUCCCAGGCAAUGUUAUGGCCCCAAAUGCGUGAACAGCGCCCGCUUCGGUUCGAAGUACUGCUCGGAUCAGUGCGGCAUGAAUUUGGCCAGGAACAGGAUCCUGCAGGUGUUGCCGCAACGUUUGCAGGAAUGGGCGCUGAGUCCCUCUUUGGCCGAAGGCCACAACAUCAAAGCUCUGGAUCAGGUGAGAAAACAGAAGAUCGAAGUCCAACAGAUCCUGCAGGAGUUGGACAAGCGCCACAAGGAAUUGGACUUUAUCAUCGAGCGGGCCAAGCACGCCAACAUCGAUCCGAAUCAGGAGAACGAUUGCGAAGAUGAUUCCGAGAUAUCCACUUAUUGCGUAACCUGCGGUCACGAAAUCCAUUCUCGUACGGCCAUUAAACACAUGGAGAAAUGCUUCAACAAAUACGAAUCGCAAGCUUCGUUCGGGUCCAUUUUCAAAACCAGAAUCGAAGGUAACAACAUGUUUUGCGACUUUUACAAUUCGGUCAACCGGACCUACUGCAAACGUUUGAGGGUGUUGUGUCCGGAGCAUUGCAAAGAUCCCAAAAUAGGCGAAUACGAAGUGUGCGGUUGCCCGUUGGUGACCAACGUGUUCUCGCCCACCGGCGAGUUUUGCAGGGCCCCCAAGAAGUCUUGCACCAAGCACUUCGUGUGGGAGAAACUCCGCAGGGCCGAGAUCGAUUUGGAACGGGUGCGUCAGUGGAUGAAGAUGGACGAGCUGAUGGAGAAGGAGCGCCAGAUCAGGAGCAGCAUGGCCAGCAGGGCGGGAGUGCUGGCUCUGAUGUUGCACAGCACGUACAAUCACGAAUUGAUGGAGAGAUUGUCGGCGGUGCAGGAUUUGCAGAACAAGCAGAGGGAAAAGCAUCCGAAAUCCAGAUAUACUUAGUAGUAAAUUUACUGUUCUAAAGGAACGAAAUCGGCUAUUAAAAACAAACGGCGAGUUUAUACUAAUACAAUUAAAGACUCGAUUACUUUUGUUACUUUAUUUCUGCAAAAUGAUG
Phyllotreta striolata is the source of this 1698-nucleotide messenger RNA. The record is from the annotation of a GenBank genome assembly. Lineage: Eukaryota; Metazoa; Arthropoda; Insecta; Coleoptera; Chrysomelidae.